GGAGACAGAAUUGCCUGUCAGGCAUUGUUCAGGGCUGAAAUGCCCCACGAGCAGGAAACCGUCCUUCACUGCUCGUGCGCACUCAGUCAGCUGACACACUCAAAGUCAUGUGAUUUAAUUUUUUUUAGGCAGAUGUAGUGCAAACAGUUGCUGUUAAACAUCUUGAAGGGUUCGAAACAAAGUCUCUAGUAAUUGUAUAUUAUAUCCUCUCGCACGUCCAACAUGGCUUGGACAAAGUAUCAACUAUUUCUUGCGGGUCUUAUGCUAACAACAGGCUCUAUCAACACGCUAUCCGCAAAGUAAGUGAACGCUUCAGUUAUGUUGUCAUUGAUGUCACGGUGUUUACAAUGUAGCCAACGUCUAAUGUAAUGCGGGUUAGACCAUCAGGCUGCAAUAUUUUUCCUGUUUAUUGCACUGUUCCUGGUAAACAGAGUUGUCCCUCAAUAUAUUUGUAUCUACAGUAGUCUAAAUUGGCGAUGUUUCAUUGUAUUUUUUUCAUUUGGGAAAGGUAUAUAUUUCCACCAUCUUUGUGAAUACCUUUUCAUACAAAAACACAUGGUUGAUAAUGAUAUUCUGUAAGUUUACUUUCAGGUGUAAAUGUAAUGUAUGAUUACAUUUGAAAUUGUGAAAUUGCUAGACAUGCCAGACACAGGGAAACCUUUCACGUGCGCCUUGCGUCACUGUUGAUUCAUUUCUUGUCAUGAAGUGCGAGGACACUGCUGCCUCAGCAAAUCAAUGGCUUUGUGCCACAAAAUAAUCAGACUCUCUAAAUUGCCUUCUGUAAGUUACGGCAGUUUAACUUAUUUUGCUGUCAUGCAAAAUAGUAUGUGGAUUGGUUUUAUAGGUCGUAGUUCUGAUACUCUGUGCUUGUUUAUGUAAUGUGGAAAUGACACCUGAUCAACUUUAACAUUUUGUCAAAGAGAUGGUCUAGUCUGGCAAAAGUCCCUCAGUAUGGAUCAAUCACAGCUGUACUGGAAUACUUUAUGUUACACAUGGUUGCUCUUGUUCAGUGAAAUGGGACAAUGUAGCAAAUAUAGAGAUCUAGUUUCAUCCACUUUUUUGGGCUUCUUACCAGAGCAGUCACCUGAAACCAAACCCUACACUGUCUGCGCUUCACUGAGGAUAAUGUUAUCUUGAGCUGAGAACAGUUGCUUCUUGUGUAUAAUGGUUUUGGGUUAUGUUGGUAGCCCUUUUUGAUGGCCCCUUUGAGUUGAUUUGACCAACUGUGUAUGUUAUGACUUGGCAAUGUGUGAAUGUCAAAUUUCGUCAGAUCAAGAGCUACAUUUGGUCAAUAAACCAGUGACUCAAUUGGGCAUAGUUGUGAUAUUGAGCUUAAACUGCUGAUGUGUGAGUGAAAAGGCGGCAUCAUCACUUUGUGAGGCCCUAUGACUACUACAUCCCUUCCUUCUAUUGAAUCAGCAAGGAGAACACUCACAUGCUAGUCAUGCCUCUACUGAUUAGGCCUAUUGGACUAUAAAAGUCAAUAGGUGCUAGUGCUGAGCGAUUUAACUAAAAUGUUGGUUAUUUUUUUAUUUUUAAACAACUGAUUGACCGAUAUCUGUUAAAUUAUUGGAAUUCCAUUUUUCUAUGAGCUCGAUGUGCAGUUUCUGUAGAGAUAUAUCAGAUCAAGCCUGAACUGUGCGAUGUAGUAGGGAGUUGUAGAUUCCAACAGGCCAAUAUUCUACAUAGUUUAGCACAGAAACGUGGUAAUUAACUACAUUGGCCCGUUUAAACUUGUCCGGUCUGUGCGGAGCAGACACGAGACUGACGCCUCAUGUCCACCAGAUGCAUCAAACUCAUUGAGUUCCGGCGGAAGCCAUUCAUUGUCAAUGGAGCAGUCCGUAACGCAACGUUGGGGGUACCGCACAUUCUGUGUACCGCAUGCACUCAAUAUUUUUACAGUGCGGUGGUACAAAUGGAAGUACACACACAAACUCCAACUAACUGGCUUUUAGCUAUUUGAAAAGCUAAGCACUUGGUCGUCAUGUACAGAAAAUGCAGGCUAGACAUCCGGCAAAACAAAACUAUUAUUUGUUUUUUAGACUGUUCCUAAUAAUAUUUAUAAUAAUAACGCUCCUUUUACUUGAUCUCCUUCUUAUUGUUAUUAUUACUAUCAAUAUUAUGAUCAUAAGUAAUGUCAUUUAUCAUUAGUAGCCUUAGUAUAGCAGCCUUGUAUAACCACCACUGAGCUAUAGGCCUAAGAGCGCAUCCUGUUUAGUCUUAAUACCAUAACUUACUUAGGCCUAUAUUUCAAUACUUACAGUGAGGGAAAAAAAGUAUUUGAUCCCCUGCUGAUUUUGUACGUUUGCCCACUGACAAAGAAAUGAUCAGUCUAUAAUUUUAAUGGUAGGUUUAUUUGAACAGUGAGAGACAGAAUAACAACAAAGAAAUCCAGAAAAACGCAUGUAAAAAAUGUUAUAAAUUGAUUUGCAUUUUAAUGAGGGAAAUAAGUAUUUCACCCCCUCUCAAUCAGAAAGAUUUCUGGCUCCCAGGUGUCUUUUAUACAGGUAACGAGCUGAGAUUAGGAGCACACUCUUAAAGGGAGUGCUCCUAAUCUCAGCUUGUUACCUGUAUAAAAGACACCUGUCCACAGAAGCAAUCAAUCAAUCAGAUUCCAAACUCUCCACCAUGUCCAAGACCAAAGAGCUCUCCAAGGAUGUCAGGGACAAGAUUGCAGACCUACACAAGGCUGGAAUGGGCUACAAGACCAUCGCCAAGCAGCUUGGUGAGAAGGUGACAACAAUUGGUGCGAUUAUUUGCAAAUGGAAGAAACACAAAAGAACUGUCAAUCUCCCUCGGCCUGGGGCUCCUUGCAAGAUCUCACCCCGUGGAGUUGCAAUGAUCAUGAGAAUGGUGAGGAAUCAGCCCAGAACUACACGGGAGGAUCUUGUCAAUGAUCUCAAGGCAGCUGGGACCAUAGUCACCAAGAAAACAAUUGGUAACACACUACGCCGUGAAGGACUGGAAUCCUGCAGCGCCCGCAAGGUCCCCCUGCUCAAGAAAGCACAUAUACAGGCCCGUCUGAAGUUAGCCAAUGAACAUCUGAAUGAUUCAGAGGAGAACUGGGUGAAAUUGUUGUGGUCAGAUGAGACCAAAAUAGGGCUCUUUGGCAUCAACUCAAUUUGCCUUGUUUGGAGGAGGAGGAAUGCUGCCUAUGACCCUAAGAACACCAUCCCCACGUCAAACAUGGAGGUGGAAACAUUAUGCUUUGGGGGUGUUUUUCUGCUAAGGGGACAGGACAACUUCACCGCAUCAAAGGGACGAUGGACGGGGCCAUGUACCGUCAAAUCUUGGGUGAGAACCUCCUUCCCUCAGCCAGGGCAUUGAAAAUGGGUCGUGGAUGGGUAUUCCAGCAUGACAAUGACCCAAAACACACGGCCAAGGCAACAAAGGAGUGGCUCAAGAAGAAGCACAUUAAGGUCCUGGAGUGGCCUAGCCAGUCUCCAGAACUUAAUCCCAUAGAAAAUCUGUGGAGGGAGCUGAAGGUUCGAGUUGCCGAACGUCAGGCUCGAAACCUUAAUGACUUGGAGAAGAUCUGCAAAGAGGAGUGGGACAAAAUCCCUCCUGAGAUGUGUGCAAACCUGGUGGCCAACUACAAGAAACGUCUGACCUCUGUGAUUGCCAACAAGGGUUUUGCCACCAAGUACUAAGUCAUGUUUUGCAGAGGGGUCAAAUACUUAAUUCCGUCAUUAAAAUGCAAAUCAAUUUAUAACAUUUUUGACAUGUGUUUUUCUGGAUGUUUUUGUUGUUAUUCUGUCUCUCACUGUUCAAAUAAACCUACCAUUAAAAUUAUAGACUGAUCAUGUGUUUGUCAGUGGGCAAACGUACAAAAUCAGCAGGGAAUCAAAUACUUUUUUCCCUCACUUUAUAUAGGCUACUGUAUCAAUCAAUCAUUCAUUUGUUCAUGUCAUCACACAGCAUACGAGUCAUUCAUGAUUUUAAAAUGAAGCAAACCUUGAAUAAUUUGCUUAAACAAUAAGUAAACCGUUCCAUUUCAGAAAUUGCAUUCAUGAAUGAAUGCGACUGUUUUUAAGUCUUUGCUGUAAAUAAGGCUUAGCCAAAAACAUUACAACAAACUCUCUGGUACGCUUAUAAUUUAUUUAGUGUUUACAUUGUUCCAGAUGGUCAGGAAAAGUAUAUUGUAAUCUAUACAGCACCUGUUUGGCACACAUAAUAUGCACGCAGAGCUUGCUCCUCACCUUCUUUUUCUUGAUCUCCAGUAUUUUCCACAACUAGUCAAAUGUAUCCCACACAUCUGACUUUCCCUUUACCUCCUGAGCAACGAGUAAAUAUUCCCCUGUUUUGAGUUUAUUUGUCAUGUCCUCUGCAUCCAUUUUGCUGUCAUAUGUGUUACGGUGUUCAGAGUUUGUUAUAACCAAUUUAUUGAUGUGAUUAUGAUGCUAUAUGUCAGGCCCUAUUGUGCCCUAUUCGGACGGGAUUAGUUUUACUGGCGGAGGUCGGGUAAUGUAAUUACAGUGGGGGAAAAAAGUAUUUAGUCAGCCACCAAUUGUGCAAGUUCUCCCACUUAAAAAGAUGAGAGAGGCCUGUAAUUUUCAUCAUAGGUACACGUCAACUAUGACAGACAAAAUGAGAAAAAUAAAUCCUGAAAAUCACAUUGUAGGAUUUUUAAUGAAUUUAUUUGCAAAUUAUGGUGGAAAAUAAGUAUUUGGUCACCUACAAACAAGCAAGAUUACUGGCUCUCACAGACCUGUAACUUCGAGCACAAAACACCACAUCUGUAAUUUUUGUCCUGUCUGAAUCUGCCAUGGCAGUAAUUUUUACAUGGCAGGAGAGUAACAAUUCCAGACAGAAUAACCUACUGUUUUUUGGCGAUGAUAAUACUAGUCCCAUGCGAAUCGAUAUCCCUGUGUUUUGAGAGAAAUGUCUGAGUUUGACAGGUGAUGCUCGUGGUUGGUGCAAGAAAACAAUACAAUUUGAUUAUCGAAUCAGUUAUUUGUCAUAUGCACCAAAUACAACAGGUGUAGACCUUACAGUGAAAUGCUUACUUACAAGCCCUUAACCAUCAAUGCCCUGCGGCCUUGUGAAUGUUGACCUGUUUAAAGGUCUUACUCACAUCAGCUACGGAGAGCAUGAUCACACAGUCAUCCGGAACAGCUGAUGCUCUCAUGCAUGCUUCAGUGUUGCUUGCCUCGAAGCAAGCAUAGAAGUAAUUUAGCUCGUCUGGUACGCUCGUGUCACUGAGCAGCUCGCGGCUGUGCAUCCUUUUGUAGUCCGUAAUAGUUUGCAAGCCCUGCCACAUCCGACGAGCGUCAGAGCCGGUGUAGUACGAUUCAAUCUUAGUCCUGUAUUGACGCUUUGCCUGUAUGAUGGUUCGUCGGAGGGCAUUGCGGGAUUUCUUAUAAGCGUCCGGGUUAGAGUCCUGCUCUUUGAAAGUGGCAGCUCUACCCUUUAGCUCAGUGCAGAUGUUGCCUGUAAUCCAUGGCUUCUGGUUGGGGUAUGUACGUACGGUUACUGUGGGUAUGACGUCAUCGAUGCACUUAUUGAUGAAGCCAGUGACUGAUGUGGUGUACUACUCAAUGCCAUCGGAAUAAUCCCGGAACAUAUUCCAGUCUGUGCUAGCAAAACAGUCCUGUAGCUUAGCAUCUGCGUCAUCUGACCACUUCUGUAUUGAGCGAGUCACUGGUACUUCCUGCUUUAGUUUUUGCUUGUAAGCAGGAAUCAGGAGGAUAUAAUUAUGGUCAGAUUUGCCAAAUGGAGGGUGAGGGAGAGUAGUACGCGUCUCUGUGUGUGGAGUAAAGGUGGUCUAGAGUUUUUUUUUCUCCCUCUGGUUGCACAUUUAACAUGCUGGUAGAAAUUAGGUCAAACGGAUUUAAGUUUCCCUGCAUUAAAGUCCCCGGCCACUAGGAGCGCCGCCUCUCUAUGAGCAUUUUCUUGUUUGCUUAUGGCCUUGUACAGCUCGUUGAGUGCGGUCUUAGUGCCAGCAUCGGUUUGUGGUGGUAAAUAGACAGCUACGAGAAAUAUCGAUGACGGCGAGUGGGUAAUCUGCCUCAGUCCAUCAGUCCUAUUAGCCAACGUACAAUCAUUGGAUAACAAAAUGGAUGAGCUUCGAUCAAGACUAUCCUACCAACGGGACAUUCAAAACUGUAAAAUCUUAUGUUUCACAGAGUCGUGGCUGAACGACAACAUGGAUAACAUACAGCUGGCAGGGUUUUUUGGUGCAUCGGCAAGAUAGAACAGCUGCCCCCGGUAAGACAAGGGGUGGCGGUCGGUGUGUAUUUGUAAAUAACAGCUGGGGCACGAAAUGUAAUAUUUCAGGAAGUCUCAAGGUUUUGCUCGCCUGAGGUAGAGUAUCUCAUGAUAAGCUUUAGACCACAUUAUUUACCAAGAGAAUUUUCAACUUUCACAGUGAAUGCUUUUGUUUAUAUGUUUUGUGCGUAUGAAUUGAAUAUUGGCAAAUGCAUCAGUGGAAAAUAUUGAGCCUAUUUAAUGCAACCCUUGCUGUUAAUAGAUCGCAAAGCAGCAGCAUACAACUGACCUAAACGUUUGGAAAUGAUAAGUUAACGUUCUCAUCCAUAGCCUUAAAACGCAUCUGAAGUGCAAUUGCACUGUUUAGCUCACAUCUGAAGGCUGGGGGGCAUUUAGGACGUACUGUAGGUGCUGGGGGGCAUUCAGCACGUAGGUGCUGAAGAGUGUUUCUGUCUGUAAUGAAACGCCCUUUUGUGGGGAAGAAAUCAUUCUGAUUGGCUGGGCCUGGCUCCCCAGUGGGUGGGCCUGGCUCCCAAGUGGGUGGGCCCACCCAUGGGUGGGCCCACCCAUGGCUGCACCCUUGCCCUUCAUGUGAAAUCCAUCGAUAAGGGGCUAAUGAAUUUAUUUCAAUUUACUGAUUUCCUUAAAUGAACUGUAACUCAGUAAAAUCUUUGAAAUUGUUGCAUGAUGCGUCUAUAUUUUUGGUCAGUGUAUUCAGAACUUGACUUUUUCCACAUUCUGUUACGUUACAGCCUUAUUCUAAAAUUGAUUAAAUAAAAAUAUUUCCUCAUCAAUCUACACACUAUACCCCAUAAUGAGAAAGCGAAAACGGGUUUUUAGAAAUUUUAGCAAAUUGUUUAAAAAUAAAAAACGGAAAUACCUUAUUUACAUAAGUAUUCAGACCCUUUGCUAUGAGACUCAACAUUGAGCUCAGGUGCAUCCUGUUUCCAUUGAUCAUCCUUGAGAUGUUUCUACAACUUGAUUGGAGUCCACCUGUGGUAAAUUCAAUUGAUUGGACAUGAUUUGGAAAGGCACACACCAGUCUAUAUAAAGUCCCACAGUUAACAGUGCAUGUCAGAGCAAAAACCAAGCCAUGAGGUCGAAGGAAUUGUCUGUAGAGCUCCGAGACAGGAUUGUGUCGAGACACAGAUCAGGGGAAGAAUACCAAAAGACUUCUGCAGCAUUGAAUGUCCCCAAGAACACAGUGGCCUCCAACAUUCUUAAAUGGAAGAAGUUUGGAAGCACCAAGACUCUUCCUAGAGCUGGCCUCCUGGCCAAACUGAGCAAUGGGGGUAGAAUGGCCUUGGUCAGGAAGGUGACCAAGAACCUAAUGGUCACUCUGACAGAGCUCCAGAGUUCCUCUGUGGAGAUGGGAGAACCUUCCAGAAUGACAACUAUCUCUGCAGCACUCCACCAAUCAGGCCUUUAUGGUAGAGUGGCCAGAUGGAAGCCACUCCUCAGUAAAAGGCACAUGACAACCCGCUUCGAGUUUGCCAAAAGGCACCUAAAGGACUCUCAGACCAUGAGAAAGAAGUCUCUCUGGUCUGAUGAAACCAAGAUUGAACUCUUUGGCCUGAAUGCCAAGCGUCACGUCUGGAGGAAACCUGGCACCAUCCCUACGGUGAAGCAUGGUGGUGGCAGCAUCAUGCUGUGGGGAUGUUUUUCAGUGGCAGGGACUGGGAGACUAGUCAGGAUAGAGGGAAAGAUGAACGGAGCAAAGUACAGCGAGAUCGUUGAUGAAAAUCUGCCCCAGAGCGCUCAGGACAUCAGGUCUGAAUACUUAUGUAAAUGUGAUGUAUUUAAUUCUUUAGAUUUUUUUACAUUUAUAGGGUAUUUUGUGUAGAUUGAUGAGGGGGUGGGGAAAACUAUUUAAUCCGUUUUAGAAUAAGGCUGUAACGUAGCAAAAUGUGGAAAAAGUCAAGAUGUCUGAAUACUUUCUGUAUGUAUGAUAUGUGUGCGUCUGUAGCUUUCUCACUCAUUAUUAUUCAUGGUAGCAUCCACAUUAAUGUAGAAGUGUUUAUAAACAUAUUCUGUUCUUAUUUACAAUAAAAGUGACUCCAAAAUGACACUACAUUAUUUACCAAUCAUUUCUAUUGGGCACAAAAUAAUCUGAAACACAACCAAAACAAACAGCAAAUGCAUCCAACAAAUUUGUAGUCACAAGCUUGAUGUAAUCAUUGUGUGCUAUGACUAUGGGACCAAACACGUAACUUUUUACUCCUUUAAUACACAUAAGUGAAUUAUAAUUUUUAUUUAUUUUUUGGUACUUUUACCCCUUUUUUCCCCCCCAAUUUGUGAUGUCCAGUUGGUAGUUACAGUCAUGUCCCAUCGCAGCAACUCCCCUACGGACUCGGGAGAGGCGAAGGUCGAGAGCCAUGCGUCCUCCGAAACACGACCCUGCCAAGCCGCACUGCUUCUUGACACACUGCUCACUUAACCUGGAAGCCAGCCGCACCAAUGUGAAACACGUCCAACUGGCCAAGUCUGCUUGCAGGUACCCGGCCCACCAAAAGGAGUCGCUAGAGCAUGAUGGGACAAGGAAUUCUCGGCCGGCCAAACCCUCCCCUAACUGUAGUGACGCCUCAAGCACUGCGAUGCAGUGCCUUAGACUGCUGCGCCACUCGGGAGGCCUGGUGUGACAUUCUUGAGCAAACUUAAUCAACGCUCUCUUCUUCUCCCCCAGAUGGGCUGACAUGUUCUCCGCAAAUGGUUGUAAAGACUCCCCUGAACACACAUUUUCCCACCCAUUUGUACAGGUGCAGUCUUUCAAAUAAAAUAAAAAUUCAUACUGUAUGUGUAAGCUUAGACCUAAGUAAAUCACUUGUGUCUUUAUCAACAUUUUGAAUGGAUUAAAUGUAUCAUUAUUAUUUUGUUCUUGCUUAGUGUUUGAUGGGUAGGUUGCUGAGUGCUGACCUUGUGCCUCUGUUUGUUUUGUCUGUCUCUCUCUCUUCCUCACAAACCCUCUCUCACUCCUACCCCCAUGCCUCCCCUCUCUCUCCUUCUACCCCUCUGCCUCUCUCUCCUUCUACCCCUCUGCCUUCCUCUCUCUCUCCUAUCCCUCCUUUUCCCUCUCUAGGCCGUAGGGAUGUUCCUGGGGGAGCUCAGUUGUCUGGCUGUCUUCCACAUGCUGCUUUGUCACGACAGACGGAGACCAGAACCCAAGAUGAACACGGGCCAGAGCUUCAACCCCCUCCUCUUCCUUCCCCCUGCCCUCUGUGACAUGACUGCUACCUCCAUCAUGUAUGUUGGUACGUGACCCCGACAACCUGGAUAUUUAUCUUCAUUGGGAAUUGCAGUGGGCUCCAGAGUUUUCUGGGCAUGUUGCUCAUUGCUUGAGCCGCCAUUUAAUUCCCUCGCACCUUGCAUAAAAUAUUUUCAUAAUGUGACAAUUCACACCAAAAAGGGCUUCCAAGUUCUAGUCUUCAAAAGUAUUCUUCAAAAACUGCGAGGAAGUCAAAAUGAUCUGUAACAUAUUAUGGUCAGAGGCACAAUUACAAACUAAUCUUAAAUUCCUGUGAUAUAUCUCCUAUUUUAUUAAGGAACUGGAACACAAUAACCGAGAACUCUAGAUUGUCAUAGUGAAAGUUUGUGCUAACUGCAGACCUGGGUUCAAAUAGUAUUUGCUUUCUUUUGCCUGUUGAACCAAUUGAAUAGUCCCAAUGUGCAACCGCUGCCCAUUUGCCACUCCAGGCAGACUUAUUUAAACAAUAAAUCCUAUUUACAUUUUAGUCAUUUAGCAGACACUCUUGUUCAGAGCGACUUACAGGAGCAAUUAGCGUUAAGUAUCUUUUACCUAGUCGGCUCAGGGAUUUGAACCAGCAACGUUUCGGUUACUGGCCCAGCACUCUUAACCGCUAGGCUACCUGCCGCCCUAUUUGAACCAAGCUCUGUCUGUGACCCUCUCCCCAGCCCUGAACAUGACGAGCGCCUCCAGCUUCCAGAUGCUGCGUGGGGCGGUGAUCAUCUUCACGGGCCUGCUGUCGGUGGCCUUCCUAGGGCGCCGCCUGGUGGCCAGUCAGUGGACAGGCAUCCUCGUCACCAUCCUGGGCCUGAUAGUGGUGGGCCUGGCUGACUUCAUGAGCGGACACAAGGACGACUCGCACAAACUUAGCGAGGUCAUCACUGGUAAGGUAGAGAGAGUGGGUUGGAAGGAGAUACUUGUAGUGGCAAGGGUAGGACUGUUAGAACACAAUGUGUACGGUUAAUACGAUUAUUGUGAAUAGUCAGAUUAAUAUGAUAGUUUGAUUUAAAUGUUUGCAUGCUUUGCAAGAAGAACGAUUUCCUUAAAAAUCCUGUUUAACAUGGACACAUCUGAAAUCAGGCUACCUGAUGGGACUUUGAUAAAUGCAGAAAAUCUCUAAUCAAAAUUUACAUUCUACCACAGCGGCCAUGUUAUUUUUGUGAAGCCUAUUUGAUUCUGAGUUCGGACAUAUAACGUUUGUAUGUGAAAACUAUUUCUAAGAUAAAUACGUCCAGUUUUUCCAAACUCACUACUCGCACAAAAGAAGGAAGCUUGCGCUGGUCGUGCACAGAUCAAAUACACUGCUUUAACUCGUGAUAAUUUCAAAGGUGCUCAGAAAAGCAGGUGUUUUAAUCGGCGUAUGCUUACUUCGAUUAUGACCUUACGCCGAUAUAAGAAAGCAGAGUAAGGUGUUUACAAGAUUAAUGCCAUAUUCUGCCUUUGGGCUGUCCCCGACCAAAAAAGAAUCUUGCUCAACCGAGAGUCGUCUCUUCUUUCGACCAAUUGAUUGGUCGAAAUGUUCAAACGUGUAUUUUUCCAUAUAUAGACACACCCAAUGUUUGAAUAAAAUCACCUCUAUGUAGGCUACUUUGCCUGAUGCUUUAAGCACUGCAAUUAAAAAUAAAGAUACACAAGUUACUAAAGAGGGAGCCAGGGAUCAAUAUAGCCUAACCAGGCUACACCAGCGGUCGGCAACCUUUUCCAUUUGGAGUGCCAAGUUAUCAUACAAUCUCUACUGAUCUGCAUGCCAGUUAUGAUUUUCAUAUGCAAAUUUUUGUGGAACAUUUAAUUUAUAAUAGUGUUCAUAUCUUCAAUCAAAAUUCUAUCUAAAUGAAAAUGAUACAAAUCUAAAAACGUAUAUUGCCAUUGCCAAUAUGUAAAAAUAGCCUACAUAAAGCCAACAAAUAAAAACAUUGCAGCCCACCGGUAGAAAAUAUCCUGAUUUAAAAAUAAAAAUAAAUCCUAUAAAUCACAUUGGCUAAACAUGGCCUGUCUGCAAGGAACUUGAAACAUUGUAUCAACUAUUAACUUGGGUCCGGCCUGAAGCUCAUGCUAGCAAACUUGCAACAUUGUAUAAAAUAUUCUGGUCCCUCAGAGUUUCCUGCGCCAGUGCGCUCCGGACAGACAGUCACAGCUGUAGGCUAUUUGCACAAGGGAUAAGAAGUAAUCAGGUAGGCCUUUUUUUAUGACAUUUCCACAGGAUCAGAACAUGAAACAUUUUCCCCUUUCAUGCUGAGUGGUUAUCGAAAUUGCUAUUGUAAUUCUCAAUGGAUGUACAGUUGGAGUCAUUAAAACUCGUUUUUCAACCACUCCACAAAUUUCUUGUUAACAAACUAUAGUUUUGGCAAGUCGGUUAGGACAUCUACUUUGUGCAUGACACAAGUAAUUUUUCCAACAAUUGUUUACAGACAGAUUUCACUUAUAAUUCACUGUAUCACAAUUCCAGUGGGUCAGAAGUUUACAUACACUAAGUUGACUGUGCCUUUAAACAGCUUGGAAAAUUCCAGAAAAUUAUGUCAUGGCUUUAGAAGCUUCUGAUAGGCUAAUUGACAUCAUUUGAGUCAAUUGGAGGUGUACCUGUGGAUGUAUUUCAAGGCCUACCUUCAAACUCAGUGCCUCUUUGCUUGACAUCAUGGGAAAAUGAAAAGAAAUCAGCCAAGACCUCAGAAAAAAUAUUGUAGACCUCCAAGUCUGGUUCAUCCUUGGGAGCAAUUUCCAAACGCCUGAAGGUACCACGUUCAUCUGUACAAACAAUAGUACGCAAGUAUAAACACCAUGGGACCACGCAGCCGCCAUACUGCUCAGGAAGGAGACGCGUUCUGUCUCCUAGAGAUGAACGUACUUUGGUGCGAAAAGUGCAAAUCAAUCCCAGAACAACAGCAAAGGACCUUGUGAAGAUGCUGGAGGAAACAGGUACAAAAGUAUCUAUAUCCACAGUAAAAUGAGCCCUAUAUUGACAUAACCUGAAAGGCCGCUCAGCAAGGAAGAAGCCACUGCUCCAAAACCGCCAUAAAAAAGCCAGACUACGUUUUGCAACUGCACAUGGGGACAAAGAUCGUACUUUUUGGAGAAAUGUCCUCUGGUGUGAUGAAACAAAAAUAGAACUGUUUGGCCAUAAUGACCAUCGUAAUGUUUGGAGGAAAAAGGGGGAUGCUUGCAAGCUGAAGAACACCAUCCCAACCGUGAAGCACCGUGGUGGCAGCAUCAUGCUGUGGGGGUGCUUUGCUGCAGGAGGGACUGGUGCACUUCACAAAAUAGAUGGCAUCAUGAGGAAGGAAAAUUAUGUGGAUAUAUUGAAGCAACAUCUCAAGACAAGACAAUGACCCCAAGCAUACUUCCAAAGUUGUGGCAAAAUCGCUUAAGGACAACAAAGUAAAGGUAUUGGAGUGGCCAUCACAAAGCCCUGACCUCAAUCCUAUAGAAAAUCGUGUGCCAUAACAUUUUUUUCAUAUAUUUGCCACUGCUCGACUAAAAAGAGUCUCAGUCGACCAACAGCCUAUCGAUCAAACAAUCGACCAGUCGACUAAAUGGGGUCAGCCCUACUCUGCCUACUGCCAUAAUCAGUUUAAUAUCAAAUUAUUAGUGUGCAUGUAAACAUACUCAUUGUUAAGAGGAUAAUGAGUGGGCACUUACAGUGACAAAGGUAGGGCCCUGUUCGAAUACUCUUAGAACAGUGUUUCCCAACACUGUCUUAGAAUAUGUCUUUCCCUCCUUCCACACUUGAAUUAAUGAUGCAUCUAACUCAUGAUUGGAUAGUUGAAAGCAAACUUUACACAGCAGUGAUUUCACCAGUCCAGUCACAUCUAAUCAGUGAUUACCUCAAGGAAAAUGGGAAGGAAGGAUACAUUUGAAUGGUAUUCAAACAGGGCCCACAACUGAGUUGGAGUCUAUUGACUUUUGAUUAUUUCGAUUUAGCUUCCACAGAGACUGGUUUUCCCUCACUAGCAACAUCUUGCUAAAACAAAUGUCCAAUGAGGAACUGUCAUGCAAAGGCCUUACCCAUCUCUUCUAAUCCUAAGGUGACCUUCUGAUCAUCAUGGCCCAGGUCAUUGCUGCUGUCCAGAUGGUUCUGGAGGAGAAGUUUGUCUACAAGCAUGACGUUCAUCCUCUACGGGCAGUGGGCACUGAAGGUACAGUGAGCAUACUGUAUACAUUUAUGGCUGUAUGCAUUUGGUUAAUGUAUAACUCCAUGUACAGAAUAUAGCAAUGGUGUUUGUAGAGCUUUGAGAGUGAAGCUUACAGUCUUAAGAAACACAAGCAUAAUAAUCAGAUGUGUAGGUAGUACUUAAUGACCUAUUUGACCAUUUCUGUUAUAGUUUAUUUCUACAGAAAAAAAUAAUGUUGGUGGUGUUGUCACCAUUUCAUGCUUGAGAUGGUGCUAAUGUCUGUAGAUCAUUAGGGACUGUACGUUAUGUAUUAUGCGGGAUACCUGGAGAAAAUCGGACCUAAAAAAAAAAAUAGAAAUAAGAAGUGCCCAUCCCCUAUACCCAAAAUAAUAAUUAAGCAUAAAGGACAGACCAGAACCUUAGAUAUGCAGAAACUGUUCUUCGUUUUGUAAGCAUUACAUGGCAAAGUAGCCAGAAGGUUGUGGAUUCGCAGACCACCGCGGACAAGGGUGAAAAGAUCUCCAUUAUAAUAAAAGCAUUGCAUCAAUCUAUCAUCUUAUUUGCGGUCCGAGGAAAAAAUAGCCUUUUUAUAAACGCAUUUCAUGCAGUUCUACGUCAUUUUACAUGACUGGGAAGGGUUAAAUGCAGAAGAAACAUUUCAGUUGUUAAAAAAUAGGAUAGUCUAAAUUUCGAACAGUGCGAAAGUUUUCUAUCAACUGUAAGAAUGUAGCGCAACCGAACCAGUUACAACUGAAGUGUCUGAUCAUCAAUGAAUUAGAGAAGAAGAAAAAAAUACACAGCAGCCGUAUAUCAUCAGGUAGGCCUAUAUGCCCUAAAACUAUAAUUUUCUAACGUAUUCUAUUUUAUUCCAUGAUAUUGUUAUAAAAUAGAUUUGUGUUGACUGGGCAUGGGAAUAUAAGAGCAUCUGCUUGGCUAAACUAGGCAUGCAUAGCUCACCGCAUGAUCCUCAAACCAAAGACUGGCCAAACUUGUGAAUUCAAAGGCACUGUAGAAUGACUGUAUAGCCUAAUAACACAUUUUUCAUUUAAUUACUAUUCAAUUAUAAAUAAAUAAAAUAUUUCAUUUUAUAUAGCCUAAAUGAGAAAUGUAUAGGCAUGUUGUUGAAGUGCUGUUGUUGAUAUGUUGUUGAAAUGCUGAGCGCUCCUGCCAGCCUGUAGCUGUCACAAAUGCUUCACAAUGUUUUUCUUAAAUGGCAGGCUAUAUAUAGCCUUGAAAUAAUAAUAAUAAUAAUAAUAUAGCCUAAAUAAUUUAUUUAGGCUACCUGGCUUGUGCCUGACUGAUUUUAGCGUUAGUAUGUUGUUUAAUAGCCUGUUGAAAUGUUGAACGUCAACUGAUAGUGACAGAAUCAAACAUUACUGUACUUCCCAAGCAAGGUAACUGUUUUGUCUUCUCGGCUAUAGAAGGUUGUAGCGCAGUCUCUGAAUAUCAUAGAGACAAACCAAAGAUAUCCCAUAUGGAUCGGAAUCACAUCUUUCCCAUUUUACAGCUUGUUUCUAGCAUAAAGCAUUACAGACUAAAUCGUCAUUAUAGAUCGCUUGAUAUAAUCAGGUCAAUUUUUUUAUUUUAAACAUUUCACCACCCAUGUUAUCUACAUGAUUAAAUAUCCAUGUGGGCUGUGUUAUGUAGGUAAAACCUCUCGUUCUCUCAAACAGAGAAUUAGUGAACAUAAAUGUUCCAUCAGGAGAAACGACAGGGAUUAUCCAGUCGCAGUACAUUUUAAUGACCAAAAACAUGACAUUUCUACCUUUUUGGGGGGGGGGGGGAUUUUGUGACAUAGAGAAAGUUAAGAUAUCAGACAGGGGAGGUGAUACAAAUAAUACUCUGAGCAAAAGAGAAUGUUUUGGGAUUUUCACCCUCCAGACAUUAUUUCCUAAAGGUCUUAAUGAUAAAAUUCCUAUGUAUGUUAUGUUGUAAAUGUGAACAUGAAUUAAUGCCACCAUUUCCGAUUACGCUGACGUUUUUCUUGCGCUGUACCCAAUGAUUUAUGAAAACUUGCUUGAUGGGUCGAUGUCCUCAUUGUGGUUUUAUAGACAUGUUUAAUACGUUUUAUGUACACACUUUAUUCUAAUAUUUAUGAAAUGCACAUUGUUAUAUUUGGUAACACUUACUUAUUUUCCCUCGACUCCAACCCCAUUCAAUGCAUUGAACGGAUGUGGGUGGAGCUAUGUUUACAUAAGGGUGCUAAUGUUUUAAAACUCACAAAAGCUCUGACGAAGGCCUCAGGGCCUAUACGUAAAGCUUAUUAAAGAGCGGUGAUACUAACAAGAGCAGUGUGCUGGCUUCUUCUUUUUUCUCAUCUUAUUCAACUGUUACCAUGCACCUGCAAAAAAAGAUAGCUCAGAUGUGCGAGUGCCUUUUGAAUUUUUUCUCAAAAAAUCUUAUGCUAACAAGGUGUAGGCCCAUGCUUUUAGCCAUUUACCCUCACAUACCCCCUCAAUUUGAGCCCUGGUUUUAACGUAACACACCAAGCCCUUCACUGACACUGAGAUAUUUAAGGAGUGCAUGGUGACUGAAGGAAUUGGCUGACAAAAUGUAUGGAUUGUAGUCCCCUGUAGCUCAGUUGGUAGAGCAUGGCGCUUGCAACGCCAGGGUUGUGGGUUCGUUUCCCACGGGGGGCCAGUAUGAAAAUGUAUGCACUCACUAACUGUAAGUCGCUCUGGAUAAGAGCGUCUGCUAAAUGACUAAAAUGUUGUUUUUUUUUAUUGUAGACUAUAAUUUUGUCUGUCAAACAGGUAGGCAUACCUCUUAUUUCUUGAAUAGGAAGAAGUAACUUCCAACACAAAGCCCUCUUAUUGUUAGUAGCCUAAAGUCAAAUACAAUUGAAGACUGUUUAAAUUAAUUAGGCCUUCUCGAAUUAACAUACUUUCAGCACCCAUGCACUCUCCAUCUCCGCGGCUGCUUCAUAGUAAUUUAAGUUAUGUAAAUUACUCUAAUAUGGCUUAUUGGGAGGUCAAUAACUCAGAUAAAUAGCUUCAUUAUGGGCAAAGAAACAUUUGUUUUUAUUCAAAUCAAUUAUAGCAAUAUAAUUAUUUUCGGAAGAAGCCUUUGAUUCGCCUCCUGAAGUGCCACUGUACACAGCACAGCCAUUGGUUAGGCAGCAAAAAAGGGUUUACCUCAGCAAGAGCUGGGCAGGCCAGGGCUCAUUUUUGGGAACGCCUAUCCAUUGCAGUGUGUAAUGCAGCGUAGCCAAGUUUUCUAUACACCAUCCCAGCAGCGCAAAAACUCAGGAAGUACAUUUUCGUAGAAAUAUAACUUUGCCCUGUCCUUCUCUGAGCAUGCUCUUCAUUUAGCCUAGGCCUAAAGUCUAUAGUAUAGGCUAUGGAUCAUUUGAUUGAGACCACACUAGGUGCACUUGAUAUUGUGCGCCCAGCAGAGAAUCAGGGAUGAGGGGCAGCAUCGGGCACACAUCGAGAUAUAAUAACCAACACAUUCUCAAACACUGAGCAAUAUGACAUUUAAUAGAUCACAAAUUACAUGACCCUCCCCUGGACUAAAUAAAACAAUACUGAACCCUCCCCCUAACUGAAAUUGAAAAAGCACGACCCUCCUCCAUUUUCCUCCAGGUAACAAUUGUUUAAAUUUUGACCACUCCCUUAGUAAUUCACCCUGCCUCCAUUCAUUUCCACCCUUCUUCUUCUCCUCCAUUCUCCAGGGUUCUUUGGCUUCUUCAUCCUCUCGCUCCUCCUCAUCCCAUUUUUCUACAUCCCGGUGGGCAGCUUCAGCAACAACCCCCGCCACGUCCUCGAGGACGCGCUGGACGCCUUCUGCCAGAUCGGCCACAACCCCAUGAUCAUCCUGGCGUUGCUCGGCAACACAGUGUCCAUCGCCUUCUUCAACUUUGCCGGCAUCUCUGUCACCAAGGAGAUCAGUGCCACCACGCGCAUGGUGCUGGACAGCCUGCGCACCGUGGUCAUCUGGGUGGUCAGUCUGGCUCUGGGCUGGGAGCAGUUCCAUGGGUUACAGGUGUUGGGUUUCAUUGUGCUGUUGGUGGGUGCGGCGCUGUAUAAUGGGCUUCAUCGCCCCCUGCUUGCAAGGAUUCCGUGCUGCGCCAGCAUGGUGGAGGAGGAGGAGGAAGGCAACCCAGCGGAGAGGACGAGAUUGCUGGACGAGGGAAGGGUGCAGGAAGAGAGCUAACUGACCUGAUAUGAUGACCUCGCAACAUACUGAAAGUGUGUGUAUGACAUGGAGAUAACAUAACCUCGUUGCACUCCACACCAUGUGUGUAUGACAUGAAGACGACACAUUUCUCAGAUAACUGUACAUGACAAUAUCUUUAAAACUAUUUUUAACUCCUGGUUGUAAAUUUCAGGUGACAUGUUGAUAGGAUCUUGGAAUAGCCUUCCUCACGGCUUGUUGCAGCAUCGGUUAAAUGUGUCAGUGGUGGCAGGCAUUUUAUAAAUCACCAAAAGGUUAAGCAUAACAUCGUUUGAUAGAGUGCAGUACCGUGUUCAUUGAUAUAUAUGGGUUUACUGUGGUUUCUUACACUUUUAACUAAUAUUUGAUUCUGGGAAAUGGUAAUACAUUCGUUUUGGGUUGAUUUAAUUUCAAUACUUUGGUCUUGACCAGUGUCGUUUGGUGGAUCUCACCGCUGUUUUUCGAAUUUGAAAAUGGGCUUGGGUUCAGUAUUACGGCCUUGGCAUUUAUACUGACCUCUUAUUUCUGAUUUCCCCUGGUGUGAAAUCAUGGACUUGUAGUAACUUAGACAAGAUAUUGCAUAUGGCACCAGUGGGCUGUUGGUUCCAUGCUUUUUAAAUUGUUUUUCAUUGUUGCACUGUACAUUUUACUAAUGUAUCACUAAUGACAUGCCAGAAAUAUUUUGUAAUCCAUUGGACUGUCAUGCACAAAGUAGAUGUCC
Coregonus sp. 'balchen' is the source of this 18430-nucleotide messenger RNA. Lineage: Eukaryota; Metazoa; Chordata; Actinopteri; Salmoniformes; Salmonidae. The record is from the annotation of a GenBank genome assembly.